This is a messenger RNA of Bursaphelenchus xylophilus (pine wood nematode), 311 nucleotides long. Lineage: Eukaryota; Metazoa; Nematoda; Chromadorea; Rhabditida; Aphelenchoididae. The record is from the annotation of a GenBank genome assembly.
AUGAUCAGCUUGAAGAAUUCUGAUAUUGAUCAUAUGGAACAAUGUCUUCAAAGAAAGUUCAAGGUAACUGGAGAUUUAGUUACCAAACAUCGUAUGUUUAGGGAGCCGAAGCGCAUGAAUCUGGCACUUCUUCUCCAUUGACGGUCGGUGGACGAGCUUCCGGUGAGACUCCGUUUAGGGUUCCUCGGCGGCAAGAAGGAUUUGCCCCAGCUCGAGAACGUCCUCAGGCUGUACAGGAUAACAACCAGACCCCCACCAGCACUAACCAUGGAAAUCAAGCCUCCCCGGCUCAAUCGGCCUCCAAUUCAUAA